Molecule: messenger RNA, 5242 nt
Organism: Saccostrea echinata
Lineage: Eukaryota; Metazoa; Mollusca; Bivalvia; Ostreida; Ostreidae
Exons: 7
Coding region: 25-3579 (1184 amino acids)
Biological process (GO): protein polyubiquitination; negative regulation of translation; proteasome-mediated ubiquitin-dependent protein catabolic process
Molecular function (GO): ubiquitin protein ligase activity; translation repressor activity
Source: RefSeq, a predicted model, not a curated record
AGAUGAAAUAAAUGUCUGCUGUCAAUGAUGUAUAGAUUAGUGUUACAGAAAUCUGUCACAGUGACAGGUGUUAGUUGUGGUCGUCACAUUACCCAUGUAUCCUCAGACCGGGUCUGGAUCAGUGAUAGAAACAAUCUCAUCUUGACAAACACAGCAGGUGAUAAACUACAUCAUCUGACAGGUAUAGCUAGUUAUUAUGGAGUACACACAGUGACUCAGGACGGUGAUUUAAUUUAUAUAGACAGUCACAGUAACAUCAACAAACUGUCUACAGAUCACAGAGUAAAGUCUACAUUAAUACAGUACACAGCACCAUGGAGACCACUGUGUGUCUACAGCUCCCCCUCCACUGGAGACCUGCUGGUCGGGAUGUAUAAUACUGAAACAGAUACAGGCCAGGUAAACCGUUACAACAACACAGGAGAACACAUACAGACCAUACAGCACGACAACACAGGUCAGGGACUGUAUAGAAAUCCUAUCUACAUCACAGAGAACCGCAAUGGAGAUGUUAUUGUGUCUGACUUUGGCCAUCGUGCUGUAGUGGUGACAGAUGGUGUAGGUAGACACCGCUUCUCCUACACAGGACCUCCAUCAGGAUCAGGACUAGCACCACUAGGAAUCUGUACUGAUGUGCUGUCACACAUCCUGGUGUUUGAUCUUGACACCCACUCAGUACAGAUACUGGACUGUGAUGGGAGAUUCCUGUCACAGAUAGAGAAAACACAACACGGGUUAUACAAACCAUGGAGCCUGAGUUAUGAUGACAACACUAACUGUGUCUGGGUGGGAUCAUGGACCAACAACACAGUGAACAUCUGUAGACUUAUACAUGUGGACUCCCUGACCGAUCCAAGCAGUGAUGAUUUUGAUAAAGUUGAUGAGUUAAAGAAGUUUCUGAGGAAGGAGAAGACAACUGUUUCCCACGCCAGAGGAAUACUUGUUGGAUGUGCCGAGGCUGGAAAAACAACACUGUUGAAGCGAUUAAGAGGGCAACGUCAAAAUGUCAGUGAAGUUACAGAGUCCACCAGAGGACUGGAAGUCCAUCAACAUCUCUUCAUUGUUAAAGAUGGAAUGUUAGAGGUGGCUGAUGAUGACUCUCCAUUGAAGACAUUUAUCAGGAUAAACACUGCAGAUUUGAAACCAGACCCGAGCAGUGCAGUUGACAUCUCCAAUAAGAAUGAAAAAGAAGACAAUUUGGAACUAAGAAGAUCUGAAAAAGAAAAUGAAGUAAUUUAUAGCAGAGAAGAAAAGAAAGAAGAGAAUAUGGAAAUGUCUGGUUCACCAACUGAGGGCACAGAAGAAGAGAAUACAGUAGAGACAAUGGCCAGUGUUCUCUCCUCAGAAGCACAAGCUAUGGUGAAGGAGGAAAUUUUUCAGAAAAUCUUAUCUGAAAAAGAGAAGUUACCAACAGUAAGCAUGCUGGAUUUUGCUGGACAGUUAGCAUAUUAUGCUUGCCAUCAAAUUUACGUAACACCAAAGGCCUUCUUCAUCCUUGUGUUGGACAUGACUAAGAGGUUUGAAGAUGUUGUCAGUAAAGAGAAAGAUAAUCAAGAAGGAUCAAUCUUCUCUGUGUGGACUUACAAAGACUACCUGAAGUUUUGGAUUACCUCAAUCAAGACUUUUGGAGGCACUAAGGCACCACUGUUUGUUGUUGUCACACAUACUGAAGGAAAAUCCACAGAUGAAAUAAAUAAGUACUUUAAGGAGUUUUGGAAAGCAGUACCAGGCGAGGACAGGAAUUGGCUUAGCGAAUCUCUGAAUGAUCGGGAAUAUGCAGUGGGUCUGGUUGAGCUAGGCGAUAAUUCCAAGGAAAAGCUUGAGUCAAUGAGAAAGUCCAUAGUUGAACUAUUUACAGAUGAGAUCAAUACAAAAAUUGAAAUGCCUUCUUCAUGGGCUUUAAUGGAGCAGUUAUUGUAUGAUGGAGCUUGGAAGGUUUUGUCCCUGGAUGAAAUAAGGAGGCUAAACUUUUCCCUUCCUCAUGAAUACCAGAUUAAAAGUGAUGAGGAAAUGUCUCAAUUUUUAAAGUGUUUCCAUAACAAUAGCAUUCUUUUGUAUUAUGAUGAAGAUAGAUUAAGGGAACAUGCAGUGAUGGACAUACAGUGGUUUGCUAAUGCUUUCAGCAAGAUAAUUGCUGAUGAAAAUCAUAUCAAUAAAGACUGCAAAAGGAGAUUAAUCAAUGAGUGGCAAUCUUUCAACAAAACAGGGGAACUUAGAGAUAAAGUGAUAGAUGCAUUGUGGAAAGAUGAACCCUCGUACUUGGAUCACAAAAGUGAAAUUAUGUCGUACAUGGAGAAGCUUCAAAUGCUGGUGCCUUUGAAGUCUUUUGAGGCUGUAUCAGAAGAUGGCAUGUCAUGGUAUGUCCCAUGUAUGAACAAAAAACAGUUUAAAGCUGACUUCUUUGAAGAUAAAUGGGAAUGUUCCUCCAUUUUGUGCUUUCGGUUCACCUCUUUUGCCAUGUUUGUGUUCUACAGACUGGUAGCAUACUGCAUGAGUUUUCUAAGAUGGAGUGUUUCAAUAGACGAAGACAAUGAAGGGAGUCCAUGUCUCUAUCAAACAGCAGCAGUGUUUGAUCAUAAUGAACACACUGUUGUUGUUGGCAUCUCUAAUGACGAUAUCCAGUUGCAAGUAUUAAGAAUCACACCGUUGACUGUAGAUAAAGAUGUAUCAAAUGAAAUUGGAGACUCCAUUGAAAAAGCCAUAGAAAAGUUAACAGAAACAUUUAUCGAUACAAAAAUAUUCCUCAAAGGAUUCAAAUGUCAAAAUAUUAUUUGUAAUGAAAAAGAUUUAUCUUUCACCCUUGCAAGUGAUUUCUCCAAAAUCAAGACUGAUAAAGAAAUUCAGUGCAAGUGUCGACUGAAGGAGAAACACGUGAUAAAUGUACAAAGGAUUCUGAGUUUCUGGGAAAAGACAAAGGUGAGUGUGUCUCCAGGGGCCUCUGGUGGACAAGACCUUGAGGGCCGAUCUAGAUUUGCAAAACUUGGAAUGGCGAUGAACGAUGUGUUAAAUCAGGCAUACAGAGAUAUUCUAGAAUCAGAAGUACCCCCUUCUGAUAUUGAGAACAAGGUGAAUUUAUUAUCAAACAAAAACAGAAUGAAUCUGAAGUUGAACACAGAUCAAGAAGAUCUAUUGAAAACAGCAAAACAUUCUGGAUAUAAGGAAUUUGAUAUUUCAUUAACAUACAAGAUGAUAAGAAGCAUGUGUUCAACGAUCCCUAAACCAACAAAAGGAAAAUGGGGAGAAGAGCCUGCAGCAGGAGAUGUGACAGUGGGUGACGAUAUCGAGAGAAUAAGGUUAAUCCGAAACAGUUUGACUGCUCAUGUGAGCUCAGCCUCCAUCCCUCAGACAGAAUUCGAUGACACCUGGUCAACGAUGUCAGAUAUCUGCCAAAGAUUAGAAACCUUCACUGGAAAAAAGUACUUGGAUACCCUUAAGGAUAUUAAAACACUGACCUUGAGAAAGGAAGCUGAGGAUGCUAUUAUAAAAAAUGUUAAAAUGCAAGAAAUUUUGGAGACAAUCAAAUCAAAUGUCCAAGAAUUAGAAACACUGAUCAAACCUAACGAAGGUGCUACAAAUUAGUUCAUGAGUUUGAAGAAAUCAGUGUAGAAUACUAAAGAAUUGCAUGUUUUACUUGACAUAGAAUUCACAAUCAAUUUGAAUAAUUUUAUUCAAUGACUUUAUUUCUUUGGAAUUUUGAUUUGUUAAUUUAAUUCAAGAAUUAGAACAAUGUGUGUUUUGAUAAGAAAAUCAUUUUUUUUGUUUUGAUUACACUGAGUGAAUUCAAACAUUACAAUGUUUUUUGACAAUAAUGGCUAUAGAAUACAAAUGACAACUAACCUUGCAUGAAAAUUAUAUUUAAAAUGAAGAAUAUGAGGUGGCCACUUUUUGAAAUACUUUAGCUUUAAAGCUCAGAAUCAUCAAUGAAUAAAUUCAAACUUCAAUGUUACUCUUUUUUUUAAUUAGCUGAAUAAACUUCAGCAGUAUUUUAGAAACUAGGAUGUAUGAAUGAAGAGAAGAAAAAUAGUGAAAUCUCUGUGCCUCUUUGUUUCAUCCAAAUCAUAUGAUCCUGUUGAUAUAUAGUUGAAAAUCCCAUUGUGUUGGUGAAGUAUUUUUAUUUGUACAUUAAAGGAACCCUAAUUUUAAAGGACAAGUUUUUAUGCCUUUGCAAUAGUCAUGCAAGAUCUACUAGGUAAAUGUGUCUGUAAAUCAUAUCUAAAUAACCCUAAUUCUAUAAGAUGGUAAGUGCAGGAGAGUUUGUUUUAAAGGAUUCUGUAUCCUACUACUUUUACUCGCUUUAGAGUAGCUGCAUAGUUCAAACUUGUAUGCAAGUGUCAGACAAGAAAGGAAUAUUCUAAUUCAUGAUUGCAAUUUUCUAAAACACAGAUUUGGGAUCCUACUUUGUUGCUUGUGGUAAUAUGUUAACUUCAUUUUGCUUAUGUAUAAUACACUUUAUGUCCAGUUGCAUCAAUAUAUUUACAAAAUGUUACAUGAUAGCAUAAAUAUACAUAUAUUAAAUGUUUCUGCUGAACAACGUGGGGCUUAAAGUUGCUGAAGAUCUCACUGAAAAUUGUAUUUUUGAAAACGACUGUAAAUGAUCGGCAGGGUCACUUUUUUGAUCAAACUUUAUGUGAAUCAACAGCCAAAUCAAUAUUGCAUUUUUUACUACCUGUGUUAGACGACCUCUUUCUACCUGUGUUAGACGACUUCUUGGGAUUUACGGGAAUCACAAUGUCAGUGUAGCUGUCCAUAUGUCCAUUAAGUUUUUUCUUAAUUCACAGAUCAUCAUGUAAUUAUUCAUUUCACUUUUAGGGAACAGACGCUAGACAAAUUUUGACAUAUACAGUAAUUGCAUUAUGUAUGUCUAUAAUUGUAUAUAUAGGCAUUUAUUGUCCCAAAAGUAUUUCCGACAUUGAUUUUAUUUCCAAUUUCUGUAAAAAUUUUGUAAUUUUCUUCAAACUUCUUGGCCCCAUAUUUUUGAUUUAUUUUAAAAGCUGAAGAGUGGCUUCUUACUUGCAGCUAACCUGUAACAGAGCUUAAUGUAAACUGAACUGAUUGUUCAGCGUAUGUCUGUAUUAAUAUAUGUUUAUAUUUAUAUGUAUGUGACCUAAAUUGAGUUUCUAGUGGUAUUUUUUAAUUUAAUGGUAUGAUAACGUGUCAUUUUAUAUAUUCAAAUUAAGCUAGGAUAUAUUUUCUUUACUUCCAAGGAAUACCUUUAUAAUAAAGUGUGUAGUUUGUCAAUGAA